This is a messenger RNA of Sipha flava (yellow sugarcane aphid), 970 nucleotides long. RefSeq lists its product as uncharacterized. The annotation marks the transcript as partial. Lineage: Eukaryota; Metazoa; Arthropoda; Insecta; Hemiptera; Aphididae. The record is from RefSeq and is a predicted model, not a curated record. The transcript has 6 exons.
UGUAUGUAUUAUAUUUUAGAAUUUUGUAAUAAUGAAUACUUAUUCAGUCGUCAAAUUCACUGAAGACAAUUCACUGGAAGCUGUGCCUACAAAUUGGUUGAAAAAAAAUAAAUGUGCCUGGUCAAUAACUAAAAACUAUUCUACAAUUAGAAAACUAAUUGAGCGUAAAAUUAUCCCCAAUGAAAUUAAGUAUACUUAUUUCAAUGCCAGAUUAUUGAAAACAACUGAUUCAUUACUUAAAGCUCGAGAAAUGACCAAAAAAGGUUUAACUAGAACUGAUAUAUCAAGCUAUAUCCGCCAAAGACUAUCAUCUGAGGAUGAUGAUGACAGUGGUACUUUUUCUCAUAAAACUAAAGUUAAAAAUACACCGGGGAUUACACAUAUAAGUGGAUGGUCACCGUCUCCAAAAAAAAAUAUUAUAAUUUCCUGCAAUAUAGAUUAUGGUUUUCAAAAAGAUGUCCUACAUAAAUUGGCUUUUAUUAAGCAUGAGUUACGGAGAGUUGUGAAUAAUCAAUUAGAAUUGAGCCAGAGAUUUGAAUACUUGGAGUCCAAAUGUAAAGACAUUACACAUUAUUCUAAUAGUAUUGAUAACAUGUCAUCAUUGAACUAUAUGAGUGAUUGUACUUUACCUAUGGACAAUACAAUUGACCUUCAGACGUUAAAUGAUAAAAUAUCUGGCGAUAGCGCAUUCAGGAUUAAUUUGACCAAUCAACUAUCUUACAUUGGUGGCAAACACAGUAAAUCAAUGAUUAAAAGGAUUAUGAGUAAGCUCUUUACAGAUGAGUUGUUAAAAUUGUAUUCAUAUAGUGGAAAGAAAGGAAAAGAUAAAUUUUCAAGUUUAGCCGUUUGUUCAGUCAUAUUUGAUGCAGUAAAACAAAAUCAUAAAUUCAAAAAUGUUACUCAAAAUGAUAUGGAGAAAGUUGUAAAAUAUGUAUUGGCACAAGCUGCUUUUAAUAUAAAAAGACUUGAA